AUAGGAGUCUUGGUUCGAGAAUACAGCAAACUCUCUAAUCUGGAGAAGUUCUACUUUGCCUUUCCUGGAGAAAUCCUAAUGAGGAUGCUGAAACUCAUCAUUUUGCCACUAAUUGUAUCCAGCAUGAUCACAGAAUUAUUAUUUUUCAUUGUCUUGCCAUUAGGACAAGAAAGUCUGAGCACACCCAACUGCAUUUUUCCCAAAGAAAGAGAAAAAGAUGAUCAUGGUUAUUCCAGGAUGUGACCGUUGCAGUAUUCCACCAUAUGUAUAUGUAUAGUAAUUGCACAACCUUGUCCCAGAUGUUGGAGAAUGGGCCCUUAACAACAUUCUGGGGUGGCUGUUAAAGAAGUCAAGGCCCCUUCCCCCAAAAUGUUAACUUCCAAAGGAGCAAUCAACAGUCAGAGGAAUGAUGUGUUUAGAGUGAGAGGUGAUAGCUUCCUUAGAGAUUUUUCCUAUAUCAAAUAUGUUCAAUUAUAUGUGAGGAGCAUAAUCCUCCAGUCACAUAAAAAAAUAGACAGGCCUUUUAUAGUGUGAGGAGUGAAUAUAAAAGCUACCUGUGUGUACUGAUAGCCUACAUGUUUACUACCUUUUCUCUGGGGUUGCUUCAUGACAACCUCUUCAUUUUCCUGCUGCCCUGUACUUCAGGUUUUGCAAACAGUAUGACACAACUCACGUAUGUUGCAAGCUCAAGAAAUCAUUUUCUUGGUGAUCAAAAUGUGAUUCUCUUUUUGGAAAUCAGGGAGGUAGUCUGAAACCUCCAAAUAACAACUUGCUGAAAGAUGGUUUGGUUGUUUCUCAUGUAUCCCACAUGGGAGAGGUCUGGUUAGAGAGCUGCGUCAUUGACUCCAUUUAUAUGAGCAUCCUUGAUGGAGGGCAAGGCCUUCUGGUGAGGAAAGGUGUAUGCCUUCCACCUCUGCAGCCACCCUUGGCACUCUAGACAACCCGUGCAAAUCCAGGCGACAUUCAAGAAUUUUAUUGGCAGUCAAAGUUCAUUUGAAACUGCAUCUAACAAUGAGGCCAUAUAUCUUCCUAUGCUUUCAGAAAUUUUUAUUUAUAUCCUGCCUCCAUAAAAAUGGAAUCUUUGUUAGCCCUGGCAGAUAUGGCUCAGUUGGUUGAACAUUGACCCCUGCAGAGAGAGGUUGCCAAUUUGAUUCCUGGUCAGGGCACAUGCCCAGGUUAUGGGCUCAAUCCCCAAUAGGGGGUAUGCAAGAGGCAGCCCAUCCAUGUUUCUCUCAUCGGUGUUUUUCUCUCUCUCCCUUUCCCUUCAUCUCUCUCUCUCUGAAAAAUCAAUAAAAACAAUUUAAAAAUAAAAUAAAAUGUGAAUUUUUAGGUGUGUCACAAUCAAAGGCACACACAAUAAAAUUAACAUAGAAGCAAUUUGAAAAUCAAUAAAAGAAGAAAAAAUAUGCUAGCCAGAAUGGUUAGUGAAAUUACUGUGAUUUAUUACUGACUUUGGCCCUGAGACUACUUAAAGAUCUAGCAGUGAGUGGAUGAUUAAAUACCUAUGGUACAGCCCCAUGACAAAUUAUGUAGCCUUCUUCAGGGUGAAUUUAUAAUAAUAAGGAAAAAUGUUUAUAAUACAGUAUUAGGAAGAGAGAGGAUUAAAAACUAUAAAAUUAUCUCAGCUAUGUUUACAAAAAAUUGAGGAAAACAUAUUGGAAGAUAAAUCACCAGAAUUUUGACUAUGGCUGAUGAGCUGAAGUCAUUUUUGUUUUCUUUAUAUUUUUCUCUUUUUUAAUCAGAUAAUUAUCAUGAACACAUAUGUAAAAGUUAUCUUUUAGUUGACUCUGAGCUUCCUAACAAAAGGACGAAGGGGUUAUUUGAUUUUCAUUACAUGAGGAAAGAAUUAUCUCAGUUCUUUAAAAUUAACUCUUCCUUGAUACUGAAUUCCAAAAGGAUGUUGAGUGACAUAGUACACAAAUCUUGAUAACGGUCUUCUUUUUCAUAUAUUUAAAUUUUUUAUUUUCUUUUUUCCAUCAUCAUGUAUCCCCUUUUUGUCCUCUCCCACCUUUCCCCCACCCACACGGCAAGCAAAUGCAGAAGGAGGACUCCUUCUGACUGUGUCUCAUGACCACACCCCAAGAGGAGCCCAAGGCAGGGCGCCCUGCUCACAAUGGGCAGCGGCAAUGAGGGCUUGCCAAGAAGGGGAACUUAGCUCUCAGUGUCGCUGCAUUGGAUUCCAACGUAUCUGGAAAAAUUGGGCUGCGUGCUGUUGCAUAUUAUUUCUGUACCACUCUCAUUGCUGUCAUUCUAGGAAUAUGUUCCCUGAGAACCUUGUCCAAGCCUGUUUUCAGCAGUAUAAAACCACGCGGAAAGAAGUGAGUCCUCCCAGUGAGCCAGGGAUGAAUAUGACGGGAGCAUCUGUCACAGCCGUCAUGACAACUGCUGUUGCCAAGAAUGAAACAAAGGAAUACAAAGUUGUAGGCAUGUAUUCAGAAGGCAUCAAUGUCCUCGGCUUGAUUGUCUUUUGCCUUGUCUUUGGACUUGUCAUUGGAAAAAUGGGCGAAAAGGGACAGAUUCUGGUGGAUUUCUUCAAUGCUCUGACCGAUGCAACCAUGAAAAUCAUUCAGAUCAUUAUGUGUUACAUGCCAAUCGGCAUUUUAUUCCUGAUUGCCGGAAAGAUCAUAGAAGUUGAAGACUGGGACAUAUUCCGCAAGCUGGGCCUUUACAUGGCCACCGUCCUGACUGGGCUUGCCAUCCACUCCAUUGUAAUUCUUCCACUGAUAUAUUUCAUUGUGGUCAGAAAGAACCCUUUCCGGUUUGCCAUGGGGAUGGCCCAGGCUCUCCUGACAGCUCUCAUGAUCUCUUCCAGUUCAGCAACCCUGCCUGUCACUUUCCGCUGUGCUGAAGAAAAGAACCACGUGGACAAAAGGAUCACUAGAUUUGUGUUACCUGUUGGUGCUACAAUCAACAUGGACGGGACUGCACUCUACGAAGCAGUAGCAGCUGUGUUCAUUGCACAGUUGAAUGACAUGGACUUGAGCAUUGGGCAGAUCGUCACUAUCAGUGUCACAGCCACAGCUGCCAGCAUCGGAGCUGCGGGUGUACCCCAGGCUGGCCUGGUGACCAUGGUGAUCGUGCUGAGUGCUGUGGGCCUGCCCACUGAGGAUGUCACCCUGAUCAUCGCUGUCGACUGGUUCCUGGACCGGUUCAGGACCAUGGUGAACGUCCUUGGGGACGCCUUUGGGACGGGCAUCGUGGAGAAGCUCUCUAAGAAGGAGCUGGAGCAGAUGAGUGUUGCAUCUGACGUCAACUUCUCGAACCCCUUUGCUGUGGAAACCACAGCACUCGAUAAUGAAGACUCAGACGCCAAGAAGUCGUAUGUCAACGGAGGCUUUGCCGUCGACAGAUCUGACGCCAUCUCGUUCACCCAGACCUCACAGUUCUAGAGCCCUGGCUUCAGGCGACUGGGAAUGAUGAAGGACAUCUCUUAGCGAAUUCAAACAUUAAGGAAAAGAAGAACACUAAUGGCCAAUUGUACAUUUGACCUGAUACACAGACCUCCAAAUUACUUUCUAUAUUUGGAUUCAGAACUUUUGCUCUCUAUGUUCUGGGACUUGGGGGUGGGGUAAGAGAAAAGGAAAUUGAUGAAAAAGCAAGCUAUAUUAUCUGGAGUUUUAAAAUUCUACAAGAGACGAAGUUUAGAAGUAUAUAACAUAGCAGCUGUUGGAAUUAGGUAACAGAUGUGAAAGCGCAAUUGCUUUCUCACGCACACACCAGUGUUUGGGGUUUUUAAAAAACGAUUCUGUCAGUGACUACAACUUUUUUACUCAGGCUUUCUAUGGCAUGGAUUUCCUUUGACGUCUCACAUUUUUUAUAGAUUUUAAUGCAUCCAAACCAUCCCUCUUCUCUAGUUAAUGUGCCAAAUUGUCCAUUUUGAACUCAUCUCCAGCCAAUUUCAAAGAAACUUCUUUGAAAGAAAACAGAUCAGCACAGUUCUGCAAUAACAGUUUUAAGAUGAAUGUCAGGUUUGGGGGGAAGGGAAAUCCUUUUUUCAAUGUACUGUAUUGGGACACUGGUAACUAUUAACCUAACCCAGUGUUCAGUGUAGAACUAUACACACACACACACACACACACACACACACACACACACACACACACACACAUAUAUAUAUAUAUAUACUAGUGGCCCAGUGCAUGAAUUCGUGCACCUUGAAAGGAACUGUGGGCCACAAGGCUGCGGUGGCCACAAGGGCAGGUCUUGGCCCAUCCUUCAUGGCUCCGCCUAACCCCUCCCACCGUGGCCCCCAGUCCUCUUUCCGCACGCAGCUCCACUCCUGCCACUGCCGCUCCUAUGCACUGACCGUGCUGGCCCUGCUUGCACACACUGACAGCACGGAGUGAUUGGGGCUGGUGCCAGGAGCAGGUGCAAACGGCAGCUGCUGCCCAGAUCACCCCUCAGGAGCAGAGAGAGAAGCCCUCAAGGGCAAUUAGGGCCAGCAGCUGCCACUCGCACCCACUGAUGGCGCCGGUCCCUCGGCACCUGCUGCUGGUGCCAGCCCCAAUUGCUGCAUGCCGUCAGUGGGUGUGAGCAGGGCCAUCACCAGCAGUGGGUGAGAGUGCCAGGCAGGACUGCAGCGCACAGGAGCAAAGAAUUUUCAAUAACCACCAGAGGCUCGCCCUGAUGAUAGCAACCAGCGCCCCGCCUUGGUCUGGUGCCCCUGCUCACCUGCUCCACCAUCCUGCUGUGGCCGACACCCACCAUGUUCUGCGCACGCCCCCUGGUGGUCAGCGCACGUCAUAGCGAACAGUUCAGUUGUCCGCCGUUUCGUCUAUUUGCAUAUUAGGGUUUUAUAUAUAUAUAUAGAUAUGUAUAUAUUAUUUUCAUAUAAUUUGCCAGACAGAGAUCAGAGUGGAACAGUCAAUGUGAAAUAAAGAGCUCUCCUAAUACUUGAAUAUGAACUAUGAUUCUAAUCCAGACCUACUCUGGGGCUUAUCAGAACUCCUCUCUCAGGAGCACUAGACUGAGAAAUCAUGUUGUUCGAUCAUUUCUGCCCCAAAGCAGAGAUGUGUUAUGGUGAUAUUCUGAUGUGGCAUAGACAUUCGUUACACCUUCUAAAUUCUGCUGGGAGGGAAUCAUAUCAGCUCUGUGUGAGAUUAUGUUCGAAGAUGUCACUCACAUAAGGCUGGAUGUGUCUUUAUCCAACUGUAAGGCUUCGUUCUUCCAAGGUUAGUAAUACCCACUUAAAAAUGAUAGUACUUUGCCCUUUUGUACCCAUCAGGGCCCAAGCAACAGUGGCAAGCUACCAGAUAACUUGUAUUUCAAUACGAAUUUGAUAGGUUGAACAAGCCACAUUGCCCAGAAAAGAACUAUCCCUGACCUGGAUUCUUGCAGAGUAACUCCCACAACCUGAGACCUUGGGAUCAGUGGUUCAGGAAAAUCCUUCACUCGUGUGGCACUUGUCUCUUCCUCCAGAGAGGAUUGUUCUAACCGACUAGCAGUCUAGUGAUCUUGGCCCUGCUUGUUAAAAUCCAUCAUUUGCCAUUCUCCUGCUAAUUUAUGAAGAUAUCUUAUUAAAGUCUGUGCUUCAGCUCACAUCUUGUAAAUAAUGCUUAACAUGACUUUUGUAUUUACACUGAGAUCCAAAAUACUUGUGCUUCUGCAGUACUGAGUAGCCACUUUAAGCCUGUGCUUUCCUAUUUACCUAGUAAGAAACCAGAAUUGUGCCAAAGAGCAUGGAGAUGUGAAUACAUGCUCAGUGUGGACCACCUGCACCUGAAGUCUACAGGAGCAUGAUACUGAAUUGUCCAGUAAACAUCAUAGGUAUGAACCAGUAAUUCAAUGUGAGUUUUUAAAUGCAAAGAAUGGUAUUGUUUAUAGAAAGUCAAUCUAAAUAUAAUGCAGUUGAGUUGGUAUUUAUCUUGGGUUGAAUGGUUCUACCCCCUUGGCAGGUUUCUCUGAUUUGAGGCACCAGAGUUGCAGAGCUGUUCAUGAACUGCGGGCCAUCCUUAUUUUGGAGUCCGUUUGUAACUGACCUCUUAACACACUGUGCUGUUAAUUCAUCAAAGAGAACAAUGUUCCAUUUCAGUCUCAAUAAACAUUCCCAUCAUUCUUUC
Molecule: messenger RNA, 6059 nt
Organism: Myotis daubentonii (Daubenton's bat)
Lineage: Eukaryota; Metazoa; Chordata; Mammalia; Chiroptera; Vespertilionidae
Gene: SLC1A1
Product: solute carrier family 1 member 1
Biological process (GO): L-glutamate transmembrane transport
Cellular component (GO): plasma membrane
Molecular function (GO): glutamate:sodium symporter activity; L-cysteine transmembrane transporter activity; L-glutamate transmembrane transporter activity
Source: RefSeq, a predicted model, not a curated record